Messenger RNA from Engraulis encrasicolus (European anchovy), 461 nucleotides. RefSeq names its product LYR motif containing 7 (gene lyrm7). Gene Ontology annotation, cellular component: mitochondrial matrix. The transcript is spliced from 5 exons. Gene Ontology annotation, biological process: mitochondrial respiratory chain complex III assembly. The record is from RefSeq and is a predicted model, not a curated record. NCBI's taxonomy places the organism in Eukaryota, Metazoa, Chordata, Actinopteri, Clupeiformes, Engraulidae. Gene Ontology annotation, molecular function: protein folding chaperone. Bases 71 to 391 code for a protein of 106 amino acids.
CAUUUUGGGCUUUUUCUCUCUUUUUUUCUCGUUACACAUGUCCUUAAUGUAAAUUCAAUCUGCAGUCUACAUGAUGGGGUACAUUUAUCUAUGCAUGGUCCUCAGGGUUUUCAGAGCUCUUCACAGGACAAGACAAAGGGUUUUCAAAGAAGAUGAAAAGGCACUGACAGCGGCAAGACAGAAGAUAAAUGAGGAGUUCAGGAAAAAUAUGCACGAGGCAUCUGGAGAAAAAGUUGAAAAGAUGAUCAAAAUGGCUUCAGAUGUUGAGAAGGUACUUCGCCAGACUGUGAUACAAAUGGAGCAUGUUGGAGAUGGCCUUUUACUGCGGCCUAGAGAGGAGCUGCUUCUUGAAAAUGUUCCCUAUUGUGACACACCAAGGAAAAAGUCGUGACCUUAUUUUGGACUUUUGUUGAAUUUUGUUUAGGGAUGCACGAUGUACCGGCCAGAUGUAUCAGUAUCGG